This is a messenger RNA of Sphaeroforma arctica JP610, 456 nucleotides long. RefSeq lists its product as hypothetical. The transcript is spliced from 2 exons. The record is from RefSeq and is a predicted model, not a curated record. Lineage: Eukaryota; Ichthyosporea; Ichthyophonida. The coding region runs from base 1 to 456 and encodes 151 amino acids.
AUGUCAGAAGUAGUAGGGAGUACCCCAUGUCCCGCGGACUUUCCCUUCGUCUACGCGGAUGGCGCCUACUGCUGUGCGACAGUUUCUGCCCCUGCCGCCGAAUCCAGUGAGGUCGUUGAGGAACCAGUAGCCAAUGCCCAUGUAACUAUUAUUGAGCCGGAAAUAGUGAAAGCCGCAUCUGAUGCCGCAGCAGCACCCGAGGAGAUAAGUACGCUGUGCCUUGCGGACUUCCCCUAUGCCUACGCAGACGGCGAUUACUGCAGCGCUACUGGUUUGUAUAUUUUCGUCAACCCAGAACCGAUCGAUAAGUCUAGCCCAAGUUGUCAGAACAACAACUUCACUUCAUGUCCAGGUAGCACCAAUUGCGAAAAUGCCUUUGAGGGAUCUGUUGUUACUGAUGCUGCCCCUGUUGCUGCACCCAGCGAGGUCGUUGAGGAACCAGUAGCCAGUGCAUAG